UGUUUGGCUGCCGACUGCUGACUAGCGACGCUGGAAGGAAACACACGUGGUGUAUUUACUCGAUUUACUCCCGUUACGGACAGCCGUGCAAAUCCUUCGAUUUCAUACUGAAUAAACGACAAAAUUAGUACGAUGACUGAAACAGAGGCCGUCGUUGAGAGCGAGAAUGGAAGCGAGAACAAACCCGAAGAAGACACCUCUCCAGAAAACCUGGCCAAGGUGGAUCGCCAGAUUAACUACUAUUUCGGCGACUACAACUACCCGAGGGACAAAUUUCUGCAGCAGCAGGCUCAACUGGAUGACGGCUGGAUUCCGCUGGAGGUGAUGCUCAAGUGCGCACGCCUCAAAGCCCUCACGCAGGACCCGGCUACGGUCGUGUUGGCCCUGUCCCAGUCCAAAGAUAGCGUCCUGGAGGUCUCCGAGGACAAGCAGAAGAUCCGCCGGGUCAAGCCGGCUCCCGAUGUGAACGAGGAGGCCCAGCUGCAGACCAAGACCCGCACAGUCUACUGCAAAGGAUUCCCUGAGGAUGAGAAGCUCGAUGAUUUGCUCGAGUACUUUGCCCAGUUUGGAGAGUGCGAAACAGUUUUGAUGCGACAGUAUAAGGACAAAACAAGCAAAGUCAAGAAAAUGAAAUUCAAGGGAUCACUCUUCGUAGUUUUCAAAACCGAAGAGCUGGCUAAAAAGUUCAUGGAAUUGGAAAGUGUGAAAUUCAAAGAGACGGAACUGAUCAGACAAUGGCAAACAGCGUUUUUGGAAGAGAAAAGCAAGGAGAGGCAGGAGAAAAUGUCUAGCACCAACAAGCCCAGGCGAGACAACGAUGGCAAAGACAUCAACGUAAGAGAGAGUGGCGAUGUGGAGCUGCCAAAGAACAGCGUGCUUAGUGUCAAGGAAAUUCCAGGCGAUGUCACAAGGGAAGACCUGAAGUCAGCAAUCACGAAUGCGAGUGAAGACGUGAAGGUUGCCUUUAUCAACUUCAGCAAGGGUGACACCGAAGCUACCAUCAGACUAGUUGGAGAAGGCUCUGCUUCAAAACUCAUUGAAGCUCUUGGCGAGGGUUCCAAAGUGAAAGUCAACGACGUCGAGUUGACAGUGACCGCCCUGUCCGAAGAGGAGGAGAAGCCCAUUCUGGAACUAGCAUCCAAGUUCUUGAAUUCAAAGAGGAUGUUUAACCAGAAAGGCAGAGGAAGCUUCAGGAAGGGCAAACGCAAGGGACGAGGAGGAUAUCAUGGAGGCAAGAGGGCUAGGACGAACUAAUGUCUAUUUCGUCAUUGCUGUGCAAACAUUUGUUGGAAAUAAAUUAGCUGUAUCUUUAUAACUGAAAUAA
Molecule: messenger RNA, 1324 nt
Organism: Cloeon dipterum
Lineage: Eukaryota; Metazoa; Arthropoda; Insecta; Ephemeroptera; Baetidae
Product: la protein homolog
Exons: 7
Coding region: 133-1254 (373 amino acids)
Biological process (GO): tRNA processing
Cellular component (GO): ribonucleoprotein complex; nucleus
Molecular function (GO): mRNA binding
Source: RefSeq, a predicted model, not a curated record